UGAAUAUCGAGUCCUCCGCAACUUCCCUCUCCCGGCCACCGGCAUCCUUCCUAGGACAUCAGUUGCUGCUGCCAUUGACUCACCAUGACCGUCACGAGGAGCCAGACGGGCAAAACGCCCAGAAAGCCAGAAUUGCCCGAGGGCUUUGUUGAAACACCAUCGAGAAAGCGUUCGACGCGCAAGAACGCAAACACCGGGCGCACUGCCUCGCCGUCGCCCUCGAUCACUGGCUCCAGAACGCCCCUUGUUGACGCACCUGCCAACGAGGUCAAGACCAAUGGACAUGCCAAUGGCUCGUCCAAGAAGGAGAAGCGCAUCAUCGAUGGCUGGCUGGAGGGUUCCGACCCUAAGGUGGACGCAAACCCUCACUACGAGUUUGGUGGCAGCGCCGGAGUCACUGCCAUGAUGAUUGGCUUCCCUAUUCUCAUGUGGUACAUGUGGAUUGGCGCAACUUACUACGACGGCGGCUUCCCUAAGCGCGAGUCCUCCAACCAGUCGUGGUCCGACUUUGGCAAGCAGCUCUUCGGCCUGGCCUACAACGGUGCUUUCCCUCACGCAAAGGCAUGGGCCAUCUACUGGACCUUCUUCGUCUUCGAGGGCAUCUGCUACCUGUACAUGCCCGGUGUGUACAGCAAGGGCAAGCCUCUUCCUCACAUGGACAACAAGCAGCUUCUCUACUAUUGUUCUGGUGUCUCAUCCUUCUACCUCACCAUUGUUGUCGCCUUGACUCUCCACGUCACCGGCCUCUUCAAGCUCUACACUCUGAUCGAUGAGUUCGGCCCCAUCAUGUCAGUCGCCAUCUUGUCUGGCUUCAUUGUCUCGGUUGUCGCCUACGUCUCUGCUCUUAUGCGUGGUGCUCAGCACAGAAUGACUGGCUACCACAUCUACGAUUUCUUCAUGGGCGCUGAAUUGAACCCCCGUCUUUUCGGCUGGCUCGACUUCAAGAUGUUCUUCGAGGUCCGUCUUCCUUGGUUCAUCCUGUUCCUUGUUACGCUUGGAGGUUGCGCUCGUCAAUACGAGCAGUACGGUUACGUCACCGGCGAGAUGGCCUUCUUGCUCAUGGCUCACUUCCUGUACGCCAACGCCUGCUGCAAAGGUGAGGAGAUGAUUCCCAUCACUUGGGACAUGUACUACGAGAAGUGGGGCUUCAUGCUCAUCUUCUGGAACCUGGCUGGUGUUCCCCUUUCUUACUGCCACUGCACCAUUUUCUUGGCCAACCACGACCCCGAGGUCUACGCCCACUCCUGGCCCGUUCUCGUCUGGUUCUUCACCAGCUACCUCUUCGCAUACUGGGUCUGGGAUACCGGAAACUCGCAGAAGAACAUGUUCCGCGCUCAAGAGCGUGGCUAUGAGAUGAACCGCAAGACUUUCCCUCAACUCCCCUGGAAGGCUGUUAAGAACCCCCAGAAGAUUGAGACCGAGUCCGGCAACUCUCUUCUCUGUGACGGUUGGUACAAGUAUGCUCGCAAGAUCCACUACACUUGCGACAUGUACUUUGCUCUCUGCUGGGGCUUGAUCACCGGCUUCAACUCACCUUUCCCAUGGUUCUACACUGCUUUCUUCGCUGUCAUGAUUGUGCACCGCGCCCACCGUGAUAUCCAGCGUUGCAAGGAGAAGUACGGCGAUGCCUGGAAGGAGUAUGAGAGACGCUGCCCUUACCUCUUCAUCCCUUACGUCUGGUAAACACCACGUAUCGGCAAAAAUGAUGUACAUGAUUCUGGGUCGCGGGUUUCGACAUACAUCCAUUGUAAUAAUUCGAGAGUGGUGGUUUCAAAGGUUGCCAAGUCGCUCGCGUGUCGAAGGGUCGAAACACCUCAGAUGCCGGUGGCCGGAGCAUGCCACGAGAGAAGAAAACCUAUUCUUCGUCUGAAAAGAUAACGAUCUAGUGGUUUCUAGGGACAUCGAUCGUUCCUAUGUAGGAGAUUCUUUCUCACAUGUUGGAGGGGCGUUUUUCUUUCUUUUUUCGUUCUUUUUGCGUCCUCGCUCUUUUUGCUCAGUCCUUGUGCAUGUCUGUCUUGACAGAAGAACAGACGAGGAGUACAGGAUAAAAAGGUGGACAUGGGGUUCGUUCGUGUUGUAUAUUAUCACCUUGUAUCAUUCUUGUUUCUGAAAUUUUAUAGCAUAGAAUCAAACAAAACCAUUAUACAUAUU
Aureobasidium pullulans EXF-150 is the source of this 2151-nucleotide messenger RNA. RefSeq names its product Delta(24(24(1)))-sterol reductase. The transcript is spliced from 3 exons. Lineage: Eukaryota; Fungi; Ascomycota; Dothideomycetes; Dothideales; Saccotheciaceae. The coding region runs from base 85 to 1683 and encodes 532 amino acids. Gene Ontology annotation, cellular component: endoplasmic reticulum membrane. The record is from RefSeq and is a predicted model, not a curated record. Gene Ontology annotation, molecular function: Delta24(24-1) sterol reductase activity. Gene Ontology annotation, biological process: ergosterol biosynthetic process.